Messenger RNA from Alternaria alternata, 926 nucleotides. RefSeq lists its product as hypothetical. Lineage: Eukaryota; Fungi; Ascomycota; Dothideomycetes; Pleosporales; Pleosporaceae. The coding region runs from base 313 to 765 and encodes 150 amino acids. The transcript is spliced from 2 exons. The record is from RefSeq and is a predicted model, not a curated record.
ACACUAAUUCUGAACGUCCACGUUUUCUGGCGGUACCCACUUCGGCAUGCAUAACUAGCCCAAAAAGCCAGCGAUGUCGAGUGGGGAGCUCCGGGCUGCUGAUGCACUUGGCGUCGACCAGGGUGCCUGGAACAGCCAGAGGCGUCACUAUACAUACGUGCAUUCGGUAGUAUGGGGUGAAUAGCGUCUAGGCGAUUUGGACACCAUUAUUAUACUACCCUCCCGCUCACUCCGUCAUCCUUCAAUUCCCAAACCGCAGUUAAUUCUCCGACUUUGACAUUCGCUCGUUGUCGAUCGACGCACAUCUUCGCCAUGUCUAGCCACCCACGAUACUACUUCUCACUACCUACCGAGGCGCCACAACGAUCCCGCUCAGCAAGUCGGCGGCCACCUCUAACACCGUCAACUGUUUCUUCGCCAUGCCUCACCACACUCGUGCCUGUAACUUCUCGACGGGAUUCUGGCACAUCAACAUCGAGCAGCCCGACCAAGGCCUCUAUCCUCUUGGCUAAGGUUGCCUCAUCGCCUACUACACCUCGAGGCGAGACGCCACCUGGAAGCCCAAUGCUCACUCCACGGUCGAGGCUGCAGUCAGAACCGGCCUAUUCUUCUGAGAGGCCAUCGAUGUCCAGGACUGAAAGUGACCGCUACGUCAGGCAAUACAGGCAGCAGGAUGGCUACAUCAGCUUUCCUGACUUUGAGAAGUUUUGCCAAAACCAGAAUCCAUAUGGCGAGCAACAGCAGCAAUCUGAUGUCAGGACAUGAACAGACAUGCAUGAGUCUUUGAUGUUAUGCAACAAGGACUUGUCUUUUCAACAACACCCACCAACCCCAUCACCGAAUCGCCAGCCAGGCUUACGCUCCUUACCAUGAGUUGAAGUACCGUAAUCUGGACCCAGAGCAUCGCAAGUUGAUAGUAUUCUAUC